Messenger RNA from Plenodomus lingam JN3, 2121 nucleotides. RefSeq lists its product as uncharacterized. Gene Ontology annotation, biological process: regulation of DNA-templated transcription; DNA-templated transcription. The record is from RefSeq and is a predicted model, not a curated record. Lineage: Eukaryota; Fungi; Ascomycota; Dothideomycetes; Pleosporales; Leptosphaeriaceae. Gene Ontology annotation, molecular function: transcription cis-regulatory region binding; zinc ion binding; DNA-binding transcription factor activity, RNA polymerase II-specific. Gene Ontology annotation, cellular component: nucleus.
AUGGCAGAAAUUGAACGCCCUUCCGCGACCAGAGCGGGUAUUGCACGAACAUCUCAGGCGUGUGAACGGUGCCGGAGUUUAAAAACGCGUUGUCUGCCGAGUGCAGAAGCGGAUAGAUGUCAAAGAUGUUGCUCAGCUGAUAAAGAGUGUGUUUGGGCGGAUGCACCGCGGCGCAUCCGUAAACUUCGCGCGCCCUCUCGCAUCGCGCAAGUCGAGCAAAAGAUCGACGGUCUGGUGGCCAAGCUUGUCAACGCAACCGACUUGCGCUCUGAGCCUCCCGUAGCAUCAGUGGAACAUCAGCCCGACCUUAGUCGGACUCCCGAGUAUGAGGCGCGACGGACGACGUGGGUGAAAGAGAACCACGCUGCCCCAGGAAGCUGGCUACCAGUCGCCUCUUUUGAGCCCGAGACACCAUCGACUCAGCAGAACAGCGACCAGGACCCAGGAUCUGCGGAAGCUGAUGCUCAGUACUUACAUGAGCUGCGCAAUGUCCACGCCUAUGGUGACCAUGAAGACGGUAAUACAGCACAUGCAGGCUUGUUUCAAGCUUCCAAAAGAAGGGAAGCGCCCAUUACAGAUGAACUCGUACAGCAGUUGCUGUCAACUCAUGCUGCUGAUGCUCUAGUGAACGAGUAUCGUCAGAUGUCUGUAUCGUUUCCAUUUGUUAUAAUACCGCCUAGAGUCUCUGCCCACGAUAUUCACGCAAGUAGGCCCAUGCUCUUCCUUGCUAUCAUGACUGUCGCUUCAUGGAGAGACACCACCCGUCAAAAGGCCCUCGAUCUCAUCUAUCGCCGGGAACUGGCAACCCGUACGAUGGUUUAUCCACGAAGAACAUUGGGAUUAGUGCAAGGUGUACUCGUCUAUUUAUCAUGGUAUCAUUUCGUGUUCAGUCAUAAGACCCAGCAAAUCUUCUUCCUUCACCACCUUGCCAUUGGACUUGCUCUCGACAUUGGGCUCCACCAAGAUUACCAGCCUUUGAACAUCGCAAAUCGGCCACCACCACCGCCACCACCCCCUGAGGAGCAACGCGAGCGACACCGAGCGUUUUUGGGGUGUUACUAUUUGGCGUCAAUGGUUGCAGCAGGUCUCCAGAAGCCCAACCUUCUUAAGCACACCCCACAAAUGACCGAAUGGGCUCAAAGUCUGAAGCAAGACAGAGAGUACGAAUCUGAUGAGACAAUCGGACUUCUCAUAGCUCUGCGACAGAUUGACGACCAGAUCCAGGACACUCUGUUCACAGGUAGUGCCCGUGAAACAAACUUGUCAGACCCUCGAACAUUGAUGCAUAUGCGGUUCAUGGCGGCCCAGUUGGAAACAUGGAAAAAGGAGAGUGCCAAUGCAGUGUCUCGCCGUGUACUUGGGCUAUCCUCUUCCUUCACGGAUAUGCUCCUACAUGGUGUAGCGCUACGUACGCAGCCAUAUGACCAAACAGCUAUCACUGACUCUGCGCAUCUCAGUGCUUUGCUUUCUGCUCUUGAGGCUGGGAAGCAAUUUCUCGACACACUGCUUACUUUUCCAGCCCAAGAAUAUCAUCUCAUAUCAUUCUGCGAGUGGAUGCGGCUACCGGUGGUCAUUAUGACUAUAGCCCGUCUGUGUAUGCCCUCAGAUGCACAUAUCGCUGCUGGAUGGGAUUAUAAGGCUGCCCAGGAUCGGACACGACUUGAUCUCUGUCUAGAAUCAAUCUGCUACCGCAUGCAAAGCUUGUCUACUUUCGAUAAGAGAACGCAGCCACAUACCGACUUUUGGCAUGUCAUGCGUUCCAUCAACGACUUAACCCGGACAUGGUAUUUGCGGAAGAUUAGACCAGCGGAAGAAACGUCGGCUCAUUCGACGCCUAGCAGUCUUGUUGGACGCACCGUCAGCGAAGCGUCGUGUCCGAGCAGCAGAAUUGUGCCCACACCUAUGUCACACCAGUCGGAGCAAGGAUAUAACUCGUUGGCCGGCAUCAAUUACAUGCAGGAAGUUGGCAUGGAAGUGCAGGUUGACUCGAGCGAUUGUCACGAUCCAUUCGCGGCGAUGAAGCAUGUCGACUUUGACAUGGAGCAAUUCUUUGAUAUGGGGAUUUGGAGCGAUCAGAGUUAUGUUGGAAUGGGCUAUGGUGACAGCGGGAUGACCUUUUGA